GUUCUCCCACUGUCAGCACUGCAAUAAUGGUCAGCACAAGAAGCAAUGGCUCCCGUAGUGUUCGGGCACCCGCAACCACAACUACAAGCACAUCUGUGUCCCCCCUGCUCAGUAGCGAAAAUUCUGUGGUACCCGAAACCCCUGACACGUCCGACAUCGAUCAGGACCCAGUAGUCAUGAAAGUCGCGACGAGGUCACUUGGAACGAGCCUUAUGAAAACACGGAAGCGCCCUGCAGAAAAUGCAGAGGAAGGCGAAGACUUUGCGGCAAGUUGGGUGCCGACUAAACGGAGAGUCAUUCAAAAGACUGUAUUUGUUGAAAUACCCAUUAAACAUUCCACCUCAAAUUCAAAGCAACAAGCAGCAACACCUGUCAAAGGCAAAGGGCGAGUUUUCGUUCCUUCGAACACCAACGAUGAGGAUGCCAAGCUUCUCUCAGAGGAUGAAGACCUCGAGGAGCCUGAAUCCAGUGACUCUGAGUUUAAACAGUCGGAUGACGAUGUCUCUAUCGCCUCCAAGAACUGGGAACAUCUCUCUGACGUCGUCUCGGGUCCCGAGGGACACGAUUCAGAGGGUGACGAAGACUUGAUGGUUGCUGCCGCCCUCGAGUUGUCUCGUGAAACAGCGCGGCUUGCUGCUCAAGAAUACUCGGGAGUCGGCUCGUCGUCCAGAGCCAUUGUGUCACCAAGCCUCAAUAUUACCAAGAAGGCCGCUGCCGUUGAACGUCGCCUUACAAUGUCCGAUAGCAAGUCCAAGGGAAAAGGUCGUUCUGCAGGCAGUGAUGAUGGCGAUUUCAUUCUCGCAGACAGCGAGUCAGAGCUAUCGGGUUUGAGCUCAAGCGAAGAGGAAGUGCAAGUCUCCAAGGGCAAGGGCAAAGCGACCAAGAAGGGUAAAGACAAGGCGAAAUAUAUCGUCACUGAACCCAUGACUUGGGUAGAGCGGGCUCAGCGGCGCCGUCAACAAGCAGCUGAAAGGAGGGCCAACAGGUCGGAAGAAUUAGCAUUGAUGCAAGAGCUCGGCCGAAGGUUAACUUGGGCUGAGAAAUCUUCUUUGGCACUAAGAAAACAUCACCCUGAGCUCAAGCACGUUUGGGGUGACCUUGAGUCUAGCAUUCCUAUCGUCGUACCGAAGAGAGCUGAUCAACCUGCUGGUUUGAAGGUCACAUUACUUCCAUUCCAGCAGGAGUCACUUUUCUGGAUGCGUAAACAAGAGAAUGGGCCCUGGCAUGGCGGCAUGCUAGCCGAUGAGAUGGGCAUGGGUAAGACUAUUCAGAUGAUUUCUCUCUUUGUCUCAGACCUGAAGCGCCCAAACCUUGUCGUUGCACCAACUGUUGCUAUAAUGCAAUGGCGAAAUGAGAUCAACGCUCACACGGAGGGGAUGAAUGUCUUGGUAUGGCAUGGCGCUUCUCGUCUCAACAACCCCAAGGAAUUGCAGAAAUAUGAUGUCGUGCUUACUACUUACGCCGUGCUGGAAAGUUGCUUCAGAAAGCAGCAGAGCGGCUUUAAACGCAAGGGCCUUAUUGUGAAGGAACCUUCACCACUUCACCAGAUUAAGUGGAACCGGAUCAUUCUCGACGAAGCGCACAAUAUCAAGGAACGCCAAACCAAUACUGCCAAGGCAUCAUUUGAGCUUGAGAGCAAUUACAAAUGGUGCCUAUCCGGAACGCCCCUGCAGAAUCGCGUCGGAGAGCUUUACAGUCUAGUUCGUUUCCUCGGUGGUGAUCCGUUCUCAUAUUAUUUCUGUAAGAAAUGUGAUUGCAAAUCGCUUCAUUGGAGGUUUACGGAUAAAAAACAUUGUGAUGAGUGUGGUCACAGCCCGAUGCAACAUACCUGCUUCUGGAACAACGAGAUCUUGACCCCUAUUCAGAAACACGGCAUCGAGGGUCCAGGCAAGAUUUCUUUCAAGAAGCUACGUAUCCUUCUUGAUCGAAUGAUGCUCCGUAGAACAAAGAUUCAACGAGCUGAUGACUUGGACUUACCCCCUCGUAUGGUUAUCGUACGACGGGAUUACUUCAGUCCUGAAGAGAAAGAGCUCUAUCUUUCGCUCUUCUCAGACGCAAAGCGCCAGUUCAGCACAUACGUUGACUCUGGAACGGUUUUGAAUAACUAUUCCAAUAUCUUCAGUUUACUCACUCGCAUGAGGCAAAUGGUUUGCCACCCAGACCUUGUGCUCCGCAGCAAGACUAAUGGGAAUAAGUUCUUGGGCCCCGAGGAGGCUGGUGAAGCCACCAUUUGUAGACUCUGCAGUGAUAUUGCAGAGGAUGCUAUCCAAGCCAAAUGCCGCCAUAUCUUCGACCGCGAGUGCAUGAAACAGUAUCUAAGCACAGCCGGAGAUAUGACACCCGACUGUCCUGUAUGCCAUCUUGCUCUUACCAUCGACCUCGAGGCUCCGGCACUCGAACUUGAAGCGAAUGUACCUUCUGCUCGACAAGGAAUCCUGGGGCGACUCAAUCUCGAGACGUGGCGGUCUUCCUCCAAGAUCGAGGCACUCGUGGAGGAACUUUCUAAUCUUCGAUCGCAAGACCAUACGACUAAAAGUAUUGUGUUCAGUCAGUUUGUCAACUUUUUGGACUUGAUCGCCUUUAGGUUACAAAAGGCGGGGUUUUCGAUCUGUCGACUUGAGGGAACUAUGACCCCUCAAGCUCGCGAUGCGACCAUUCAGCACUUUAUGAACAAUGUCGGCGUUACUGUGUUUUUAGUCAGCUUGAAAGCUGGUGGGGUGGCAUUGAACUUGACCGAAGCAUCUCGAGUGUAUCUCAUGGAUAGUUGGUGGAAUCCUGCGGUUGAAUAUCAAGCCAUGGACCGCAUUCACCGUCUCGGACAGCAUCGUCCCGUUCAGGCCAUCAAACUCGUCGUCGAAGACAGCAUUGAAAGCCGUAUCAUCCAGUUGCAGGAGAAGAAAUCAGCGAUGGUGGAUGCCACGCUGUCCGCCGAUGAAUCCGCGAUGGGACGACUGACACCAGAUGAUCUGAGUUUCUUGUUUAGACUCUAGCUUAUAUCGUUUAUAUAAACUUACUGUAAAAUACACACCCUGCCUUUCCCCAGGUAGUAGAAUAUGCCGUCAUUUCUGAUUCUGAUUCUACACGGAAUACAUUAAUUACAUGAGGGCAAGUUUAGUUCUGUAGGUUGAAGACCAGGAUUGCAUUUGCACUGCCAUCGAAUUUUCGCCGG
Molecule: messenger RNA, 3169 nt
Organism: Suillus paluster
Lineage: Eukaryota; Fungi; Basidiomycota; Agaricomycetes; Boletales; Suillaceae
Product: SNF2 family N-terminal domain-containing protein
Exons: 21
Coding region: 27-2990 (987 amino acids)
Molecular function (GO): ATP binding; ATP-dependent chromatin remodeler activity; metal ion binding
Source: RefSeq, a predicted model, not a curated record